Messenger RNA from Ylistrum balloti, 6308 nucleotides. RefSeq names its product dynein axonemal assembly factor 8-like. Bases 87 to 5432 code for a protein of 1781 amino acids. The transcript has 28 exons. The record is from RefSeq and is a predicted model, not a curated record. Gene Ontology annotation, cellular component: centrosome. Lineage: Eukaryota; Metazoa; Mollusca; Bivalvia; Pectinida; Pectinidae.
CCUACAUUUCAUUUCUUUCUGAUGUUUUCUGGCAAAAAAACGUACGCUUAGUAUUCGAGGAAACAAUAUAUUACACGACUGACCACAUGGAAAACCCAGGUACAAUGUACUCGAGUGACGAGGGCAGUGAUAAUGAGGGGAUGGACGUGGCUGGGAGAAACAACAGUGCCCUCUGUUUAGCAGGCAAAUCACUGCUCAAACCAAAGCUUGACUCAAUCUUCGCUGAGGUGGAGAAAAACCUGCCGUCCAUUGAUUUUGAUUUGUCUGAUGUGAGCUCUGACAGUGAGGAACCUGUCAUUUUCCAGCGACAUUUGAUUAAGACAUACAUAGAUGAUGAUGACAAGGAUUUUGAUACAAGUCUUAAUGAAGAAUCACUUUCUGAGCUCCUUCAUUCAUCUCGUGAUAAUAUGUCUCUUAACUCCAACACAGUCGAAGAUGGUGAACUUGGUAGUUCAAUAUCUCAGCCUGUGUAUGAUAAUGAUCUUGCUCUUCAGAUCCAGAAAUCAAACAAGGCAACGACUUCCACAGGUACUAGUACCACCAGCUGGACGGAGGUAGUUAUAGAGGCAAGAGAGGAUGCCGCCAAAUUUUCCGAACGUCCACAGGUUAAGAUGCAGAACUGGUUGGAAGAAUCAGACCAACCAAUUCCAGAUCUCUCGGACGCUUUAAGCAUGAUAGAGAGUGAGAUGAUGCGUCGAGUGGAAAGUCAAGAAAAUCUGUUUGACAUCAAUUCAUUCACAGAAAAGGAUGACAGUGAUGAAAAUAUAGAAAAACAUGAAAAAGAAUCUAACAAGGAGAAUGCUAAAAAGACAACUAAUCAUAAAUCUGGUGAUCCAAAAGUAGAUAGAUAUCUGCAGCAGGAACUUCGCAGAGAUCAAGAACGGGAGAUUGUGUCCAACAUGGUGUCAUCUCAGCCCCUCAAACUCAAUAUGGGCUCUCUUGGCAGUCUGGAUAUUGACAUGGUCUUGGGCAAUAUGAAUGAGGAGAACCAGCUUGCGAUUCCCAUCAUUCAGGAGGUGUGGCCAGAAGCCAAUCGUAUCGAGUCUGUCUUUGCUGCAGGGGAAGGAUCAAAUAAAACAGAAACAAAUGAGAACAAGACACUGAUUGAGAGACUUGCCCUGAUGUCGAUGGAAGAGUCAGGAAUUGACCUCACCGAUGUUGACCCCAACACCGGGGCCCACAAGGGAAAAUCAACAAGAGACAGCCCUGUGGAACCCGACAAUGACCAACGGCAGAUAGAAGGAGAAGUGAAGGACAGGUGGGGUCGCUCUGUUAAACGCCCUCCGACCCCAGACAGUGCUGACAAGGAUGACAUGAGGAAAGAAACAAAUUUGGUGGAGCCUGUUAAGAAGACUUCGUCCUGUGGUACAAACACAGCAGACACUGGGAAUCAGCCUCCCAAGAUCAUCAUUCCACGUGUCAAACCAAAAGAUGCAGACACGUCUCCAAAGAAGCAGGAGCCUGACACAGUUUUCCUGGACCUGAGAAACUUUGACAAGACACGACAAGAACAGCAGGAGAAUAUAGAGAGAGUGCAAAGGAUUUUAAAAAUCAGACCGGAGCAAAAUGGAGACUCGAGUGAUGAGGAUGAAGUGAGCGUUGACUGUUGGAGGGACGUCAGAAAUAAAAUAAAGACAAAUCUUUCCUCUAAGGGUGUGUCUACUGAGGUCCUACCUGAUAAACCCCAGCUCUCCAGAACUUACAAGGAUGCCCGACAACCCCAGAGAGUUAUCAACAUGAUUCCCCAGACACAGGGGCAGGGAGACAACCUCCCAGUCCCAACCCCAGGGGCACAAGAUGCUGAGGCAGAGGUUAGGAGGAAAGCAGAGCAGGAAGAAAAAGAGAAGCGUAAAAAGAUGGAAGAGGCCAAAAAACUGCGAGAACAGAGAGAGUCUGAGCGACAGGCAAGAGUGCGUCUGUGUAAUCGUCUAAACGCUCUUCGACCACAGGCUUCUGUCAGCGGGAAACAGGACUCAGCUGAGACUACACCAGUAGUGUUUGAUAUUGAUGUUUCGUAUGAGCCUGCCCCUCGCAGUCUGCCUACAAUCAUGCAGCCUGACCAGGAAUGUCUACUGCUGACAGUACACUUGUCCAGCAAUGGCGAAAUUAUCCUGCACCGCGGCAAAAAUAAAAGUGUUGAUACAGGUAUUGGAUUGUCGGCCAGCUACACGGUUUUGUUGACAUGGCUGAUGUCCUUUGUACCUGACAACUAUAACUUUCUCCAGCCACAAGUUGCCAAGGAAGAUGAGGGCGGAGUCCAGUUUUUGGUCCCGCCCUUCUAUGUGGUGGGCUUACAACAGCUUUGGCUUGAUGAACAGCAUGCUCUGGUGGUUGCUGUGACACCCACACAACAAUUCCGUCACAAACAUAUCAAACACAAGAAGUCAAAGGUCAAAGAUGAAGUAAAGGAUAGCUCACCAUUUCAACAACAUCUUGCCAAAUUUCUGUCUACCAACACCCUCCAUACAGUUUGUCCCUGGUUACAGGAUCUGGUAUCUGGGGAAGUGCCAUCAUCACAGGUCGAUCCUGCAACGGGAAGUCCCUCCUACAUUUACCGUCCUCCGCUACCAAACAUUACCAACAAACCAUUGUCAACAUUUAUACAGAUCAACCCUGACCACAGUGCUGCACAGAAAGUGUUCAACACUUCCGUCGGCUUCUUCUUCCAGACUGUAGACAGUGACGACUCUAGUGCUGAUCUGAUUAUAAACGAUAGUGGUGUGAAUUAUGAUACACAGAAUACAAUGUCUCUUAUUUAUAAAAAGAUUUUCCAGGAUCCACGUGCCACUAUGGGAAUAUUCAAUCGAGUGUUACAAGAAGGCCUUGACCUGGCUGGUGUACGUUUAUUAUAUCCAACCCCUGAGUUGCUCAACCUUGCCUCUGGUAAACCUUCCAUGCCUACUGACAAUUCUGAGGCUAAGUCAGAUCUGGAAAUGCUCAACAACAUUGGACCUGUAUUGGCUGUGUCUAUCAGAGGAACAUUUGGUCGGACAAUUUGGCUGGAUGCUGUUGGUCCCUCGGACCCAUCCCUGGCCCGACGGACUGACCCAAACUCUUUGUGUGCAUUGUAUGGCGGAAGUUCACGGGAUGAGUGUUUGUUGUUUUGUCCGAGGAAUCAGAACCGUGUACACAUCGAGCUUACACGCUGGUUUGGAGGUCGAGUGCCACCAGGUGGUGUUAUAGAUGUGGGAACACCGUACACCAAAAAGGAUCAUCAUCGGAGUGGUAGUCCCAAAGGACGAAAAGGGAGAAAGGUCACAUUUAAUGAAUUUAGGGAACGGGACGAUAAACCUGUGGUUGUGCCAAGCAGACGACCUCCGGCAACAUUGACCGCUACAACGAGAAGUGAUAUCUUCCUGGUCAUGUCACCAACUGUUGGACCACGGUGUAUAGGUAUUGUAAUGGCCACCUGUCAGCGCCGUGGAUACCAGGUACGGGGCAUCAGGCGAUCUAGAUUAACAACGAAGAAGGCUAGUUCUCUAGGUAUUGGGAGUGAGGCAGUGCCAAUCUUCUGUCCUGGAACUCAGACUGUAGAAGGUGUGGAAGGGGCAGACUUUGUAACAGUCUUGUGUCCUCAGGAGAGAAACCAGGAGGCCCUACUGCCCUGUACACUACUGUUGCUGGAGAAAGAAAAUGCUGCCCAUCAUGCAGCUAGUCUGAUAGAGGCCUGCAUGGUACAGCUCACAUUACAGGGAGUUAUGGGUACUAUACAGAAAACUGUGGACUUUCCAAUCAACUCUAAACAGCUGUUUCACGCAGCACGGUUCUCUGAUGGACUUCAGGCUGUUCUUGGAGGAGAACUCAGCAAGUGUGUGGACUACGAGAUCAGUGUAAACCCUAGCUUUGUUGUACCUAAACUCUACACUAAUCCCGAGGUAGAGGAGGUUGUGGUCCUCCUUAUACUGGGUCACAGUAACCUGAAGAGUAAUGGUCUGCUUGUUGGUCAGCUGCUGAACAUGGUUCCGUACAGUAAGACUCCCAUCAGCCUACCCUUGGCUGAGGGAUUUGAGUUACUGGGAAUUAAGUGGGUACCCUCACUGACCCUAUCUCAGGCCAAAGAGGUUACACCAUAUGAAGUUGGGGACCGUCAGUGGAAGAAAAAUAUACAUACACUUACAGAUGAACCUGCACUUAUUCUAGUCCUGAGAGGAAUAAAUGGUUUUGAGAAAUUAAACUCAGUUAUCACAAACCUGUCACACAAUCCACAGAAUAGUCACAUAGACUACUUAAUGUCUCAAACACCAGAGGAGGCAUACUCAUUCGCCCGCUCAUUCUUCACCGAACGUGAACUGUUCGCUGAUCCUCAGUCAAGGUCACUCCUGCCAUAUCUACCAAGUAUUAAACACUUCACACAAGGAAAGGACAAGGAACGAGGAACAACUGUGAUAAAGGAGUCCAUUUUCGACCUGAUGCAGCGAGGACCACAGUCAUUUACAACUUUCCUUCUUAUCAAACCCCGAGCUGUGCGACGGCAUUUGUCAAAAAUCCUCAAAAAAAUAGUGCAAGAGAAAUUCCACAUCACAGCAUUACGUUUUUGUGUUCUGGACAGAAGUCAAGCUAUGUCCAUACUGGAGGAGAAAGAUAUGGAUGGAGACUUGUUGGAGAAACAUCUAUCCUACUUAACAUCUGGCCCUUGUGUAUACCUAACUCUGGAACGUGAAAAUGCUGUCAAGUAUUUGCUAGACCUGUUGGGUCCAAUGGAUCCCCAAGGAGCUAGACGACAGAGUCAGUUCUACUGGAGGGGCGUGUUUGGUGUUGACCCUGUACUAAAUGCUCUUCAUGCAUCAAAAGAUUACCUCACUGCGGUCGCAGAGCAGAAUUGUUUCUUUCCUGAGGGCCUCUGCUGUAUGCCCAUGCCAAGUUUACAGCAGGAUGAGAUCAAAUGUCCAGCAGAGGAUACAACUAUAGCAGUGAGGUUUCAUGAAGAGAGAGAUGUUUUGGUGCAUGAUAAACAUAAUGAAGGUGAUGACAAACUCACAGAUUCCAUGCACCAGCUGUUGCUGCAGACAACAUGUAUUGUGUUAAAACCUGGUCUGGUGCGGCCAAAGGGCAAGAGAAAGUGUGGAUACACAGACAUUAUAGAUGGACUCCUCACUAACGGGUUUGAGAUUGUUGGUGCCAGGAUGUUGUGGUUCACACAGAAACAAGCAGAACACUACUUGCAUGUGAUACAGGCUGGCAGCUUUCAACAGGUACCCUUGUUGACCUCCGGCCCUUGUAUAGUUUUAGCCCUGGAGAGAGAUAAUGCUGUCAUAGCUUUUGACUCCUUAAUGGGAAGUAGCUACGGGUCAGACUCUCUGAUAAGCCAGUAUGGUGAGGAUAUUACCAGGCCUAGUGACCUUACUCAGGCCCACAACAUGCUGAGGUUUUUCUUUGACAAGCUGAUUCCAGGAAGUCAGGUGGAGAUUGUGCCAAAGACAACAAAACAGUGAGGCGACUUUGGACUAACAGAGCUAUAGACAUUAAAAAGAUUUCAAAGAUUCGAGAAGAAUGGUAGUUACUUGAUCUCAAGUUGAAAUUAGAGAUGUCUUUUUUAUUAUGACAGGGAUAAAAGUGAAAUAUUUUUUUAUAUUCUGGUAAUCAAUAUUUUAGGGAAAAUAUGGUAUUAAAGGGCGACAACAAGGAGAUGUGUUCAACUUAGAAUCACAGAAUAUUGUAAAUUUUGAAAAUAUUCUCAGUUCUUCAAAUCAGAUCAGUUUUGAAGUUAAAAUUUGCUCACAGGUAAUUCAAGUUUGAAAAAAUAGAUGAGAACAUUUGCUUUAAAAUGGUUCACAAGAAAGAACCUACCAAGAGCCGAGGAUCCAAGCUAAGGAUCGAAUGUGUUGGAAAGACAGUAGGGUAUAAAAUACUUUUUAACACAUUUUGAUUUGUUCAUGGUCUAAACAUGAUAUAAAAUAUGAAUAUUCAUACUUUUUUGCAUUUGGGAAGCAAUCUUUGCCAGGAGUUCAUGUUAAUAUUAAGAAAUUUUAACAACUAGCAUUGAAGGGAAAGUACAGUCGAACCUUCUUAUAUCGAAGUCGUCGGGACCACAGGAAGGCUUUGAGUUAUCCUAGUAUUCAAGAAAAUUUAGGUAAAAUAUUUUGUGUGAAGUUUGGCCACAACUGACGAAAUAGUCUGAAUUAUACAGAGUCUUUGUGUUAUAAGAGUUUGAGUUAACAAGGUUCAGCUGUACUAUGUGCUUGUUUCAUAAUGAUUCUUUUGGGACAGGGGUCCUGUACAAAAUUUAGAUCUCGAUGAAAAAUGGGAUUUUCUUUCUGUAACAUACUUGCCAACUUUUUGGAAUGUCAUUGGAAAAAAUAUUCUACACA